Messenger RNA from Thamnophis elegans (Western terrestrial garter snake), 856 nucleotides. RefSeq names its product lutropin subunit beta-like. NCBI's taxonomy places the organism in Eukaryota, Metazoa, Chordata, Lepidosauria, Squamata, Natricidae. The annotation marks the transcript as partial. Gene Ontology annotation, cellular component: extracellular region; cytoplasm. The transcript has 2 exons. Gene Ontology annotation, molecular function: hormone activity. Gene Ontology annotation, biological process: G protein-coupled receptor signaling pathway. The record is from RefSeq and is a predicted model, not a curated record.
UACCGAUGCCAAAGUAAUGAAAUCUUUCUCAUUUCUUCCCUCUUUUACAUCCAGGCAAAGAAUCAGUUGCUAGCAACUUUCUUGUUCCUGGUUGCCACUCACUGUUCCAUUCUCCAAAGUGGCGUGGCCAGCAGCAAUCAAGCCUGCCGUCCUAUCAAUGCUACCAUUGCAGCUGAGAAGGAUGGCUGCCCUGUCUGCAUGGCCAUCACCACUUCCAUCUGUAGUGGCUACUGUAAUACCAAGGAUAUACUGUGGAAGCCUCUCUUCUCCUCCUUCAGACAAAAGGUCUGCACUUACAAAGAAAUACAAUAUGAGACUGCACUUCUGCAAGGCUGUCCCCCAGAUGUUGAUCCAUCUUUCAUCUACCCUGUAGCUCUCAGUUGUCAUUGUGACCUAUGUAACAUGGAUUCCAGUGACUGUACUGUUCAGGGCAUUGGGCCUGACUCCUGUAGCAACCAAAAUCUCCUUGCCUAAUAAAGAAGGGUGACUAAUAAAUGCCUGCUAGGCCAACAAUAGUGCAUAUGCUUGUAGAAAUGCUUUAUUGAAUGUAACUGACAUACUUCAAUCCAGUCCUUGCAUGUUCACUCCAUCUACUUUUCCAUCAGGUUCAUAUAUUAAAGGAACUCACUCUGAUUAUAAUCUUAUAUUAUCUCUGUUUCUGAGAAGGAUAAACUCUAAAAUGAAAUGUAGCAUCCUGGACUUAGAUUUUUACUUCUUCCCUAUGAAAGCCUCUGUUGUAGCCAAACAGAUGCGUUUGGAAAGCUAAUUUGAAUACAAUGUAUCAUCUUUUAAUGACCCCAUAAUCCCUUGCAGGGUGGAGUCUGGAUAGCUGAAGAUCUAGUGUUUUAAUGGCUGG